Molecule: messenger RNA, 141 nt
Organism: Racocetra fulgida
Lineage: Eukaryota; Fungi; Glomeromycota; Glomeromycetes; Diversisporales; Gigasporaceae
Source: the annotation of a GenBank genome assembly
UGAUCAAAAUCACCAUGCUUGUUGUACAACGGAAAUAGUGAAAACAACGAUAACAGGAAAAGCGGAAAAAACGGAAACUACGAUAAUAAUGGGACCAGGAAAAGCGGAAACAGUGGGACUAGGAACAGUGAAAAAAGAUUU